Molecule: messenger RNA, 3898 nt
Organism: Purpureocillium takamizusanense
Lineage: Eukaryota; Fungi; Ascomycota; Sordariomycetes; Hypocreales; Ophiocordycipitaceae
Exons: 3
Coding region: 499-3348 (949 amino acids)
Source: RefSeq, a predicted model, not a curated record
CUCGCCAAGUCCUAAAUACAUGCUGCUCGUCACUGCUGCAGCACUGUGUCCUAGGACCAACGGCGGACCAGUUGUUUUGUGGCUGCCUCAAGCCUCAGCACGCCUCGUGGCUCCCUCCCCGCAGUGUUCCAGGACAGACCUCGAAUAAAACAUCAUGCGUGGCAACUCGUGACGGCCAAACAACUCUAUUCGAUCUCUCUGCUUCGUCCUGGCCAUGGUCCUCAUCUGCUUGCCGUUUGCCUAGAGAACCCCCCGCCGCGUUGUCCUGCUCACAACAGACCACCGUCAGCGAGUGCGACUAUGGAGAGCUCCUCAAGGCGUUCCUCCUUUGAGGAAUCGGGCCUCGCCGCCUCAGCCUUACGACGAUGGACCCGAAGUCCCGCUGGCCACCGACUGGGUCUGCGCCGCUCUGGCACUGGCUCGACCGCCUCUGCGUCUGUGACUUCGUUUGAGAGCGAGAGGAGCUCGCCCAACUGCGUGUAAGGCCAUGCGCUCGAGAUGAUUGCCUGUUGCUGCACGGCGCAAGUCUGCCCGGGAGCUGACCCAAGACCGCUGUCAACUAGAUCCCGCGAGAUGUCGAGCGAUGAGUGUUCCCUGCACAGAUUUAUCGUCUGGGUCGCCGUCAAGCGCAAUGGCUCAGCGAGGAUCACUCCCGAGCAGAUGAGGGAGUGUCCCAUGCUUCGCUGUCGCAGGGUCUUCCCCAACCACGAAUUCAUGCUGCAGCACCUCUAUUCCUGUGAGCACCUCGAGUCAAGCGAGUACUGGUGUUAUGACUGCGGCAAGGCCGAGCACCUGGGCGACGUCAAGUGCAGACGUUGCCUAGGGCACCCGUCCAAGAGAAAGAGGAUGAUGUCCCUGGCCAGAAACUUCUUCAGCUCGCUGGGCCACAAGUCCAAGAAUGGCAGUCUUCCGGACCUGGAUCUGGAUAUAAAAGACGACCCUCCAAGUUACGAGUCGGCCCUGGAACCUCCAAAAGCUGAGUUGCAGUCGACCGAAAUCCACGAGAUCGGCUCUUCCGAGCAUUAUCUUGCCACCAUCCCGGAGGCGAGAGAGGAGCCUGAAUCAUACCCGGCGUACCUAUUCAACAUGUCAUCCAUGACCACCACGGUUGCACCACAGCCACAAACCGUGGAUCUCCAAAACGUACGCGCCGUGAUCGACGAGUCACUCAUCAAUUGGGACCUCUCCCCAACGCCGGAACCUCCGAAUGUGGCCGCGGAUGUCGUCGCACGGCCCUCUCCCUACGACCGCCCUGUCUUGCAAGUACACACCCAAGGCCUGGCAGAUUAUUACCGUGCAAGAUCAAGGGGUAAAAGCAAGGCUGGCAUGCUUGCCCCAAGCUCGUCAGUCCGGUCAACAGCCAGUACAGCCAGUACCAACAGUACCUCGAGCACUGCCAGCCAUAACAUCUCCCCUAUGUCCGCCUGGUCGGGAUCUUGGAGCAAGGCUCCCGGGUUCGACUCGGCACUUACCUCCCCAGCUGACGACUUGAACCUCGCCGAUGUGUUCCCGCAGGGCAACAGUGAGUAUAAGCGACAAGUCGACUUUGCGGCGCAGAUGCAGAUGGAUGUUCAGGACACUGCGGCCGGGCCAGUCAUACAAGAACUCCCGGCAGAGUUGCCAACAUUCGAUAUCCUUCACAUGCCGGAUGCGCUUGACACCGAACCAGAGCCGGCCCCUGAGCCAUCCUCGAAGGAGCAACACUUGGAAGGAAAUCUGGCAUUUCACUGGCCCAACAAUGCCCAAAGUUCUGCAACGAUGCUGGCUAAUGCCUUCCGGAAUCAAUACGUCGACACCCCAGCGCUGAUUCAAACAGCACAAAAUGUCAUUGAGGUCCAUAUCACACACUCCAUGAAGGGCUUGCGAUGCGAUGGGAAAAACCACGUCGUUAACCAGUUCUGCAAUAUGUCCGCUGCAUCUGUCGCAUUGGCUGGCCUGGAGACCAUGGCUGAUCUCUUGAGUGGCAACGUCGUCACUUCUGCCGUCAAGCUGCUUUGCUUCGUUCACGUUGUAUAUGCGCUCUCGCUUGUUAUCGAUGAGCAAGAAGCUGCUUCCCGGUCCACGGCUCUGUUUACCCAGGCCGUUUCAUACAGCUCAUGGCUAUCUCGCGAGAAUAAGCUGGCAUAUAUUCAGGUCGUUGAUUUCUUGUGGAAACCAGACGCCAUGCCCGUCGAUGACUUCGUGGAUCUUCUACGGUCGAGCCUGUCACAGCCAGAUUUCGACCCGGCUACGUCAAAGGGCAAAGCGCCGGCGACCUGUCAAAGCAUGGACCGAUCCGACCCACUAGUAUUUGUCGCACAAUACUUCCUGGAUGAAGUGGAAGCCUCGGUCCUGCGCAAGGCCACGCAUAUCGACAUACAGGCAUCGGAAGUAUGGCGAGAACACAUAAACGACAUUAACCUGGACGCCCAUGAAGGCUCACCGUUUGCCAUCGCCGCCGAAGACGCAAUGACUUGUCUUGCGCAACAGCAUAAUGGAGUUCCUGCCUUUGGAUCGGCUAUGCGCGAUAUUCUGGACAGAGUCAAGUCAAAUCACAUCGCUACGCCACGUCGACUGGAGUUGGAGCUAUUGCAAGCGGGAAAGAUGCGACUUCCACUCAGCGUCCCAUUCGACAAUUAUAUUCUCUCUGUACGCGAACAGAUCGACUCAUUAUUUCAACUCUUCGAUAUGUCGUUUGGACACGCAGAUCCCCGCCUCAGAUACUAUCGAAGCGGCGUGCAGUUGGUGGCAUCUGUAAUUGGCAAGACGGCCCCAGCAGAUGUAGGCAUGAGCAACGCAGAGGCGGCGUUUGAGCCCCUCGGUUUUGAAGGCCGAAUGACGCCAAAUAUGGAUGACUUGUUGAGUCAAGUUCCGAACUGUGGCCUUGGGCUACGCGUUGGACUCGACGUGUCCCUUACGGAUGCACCUGUACCUGUACGGGCAACGUCCAUACCUGUGGUGACCGUCGAGCCUCCGGCGCCAAUGGGCGCCUCAUGGAUGCCGACUCCGGAGGCAUCGUCGUCCUCCAGCCUAUCAUCAGCAGCAGCGGGCUCGCCAACUUCUGCCUCACCAACACCCGUCUCAUCGUCGUCUAAAAAAGUGAAGGCGGACAGCUGCUGCGACAUCUGCGGCUACCGACCGAAGGGCGAUCCUCGGUGGUUCGGAGGUAGCAUGGCCAAACACAGAAAACUGCAGCACGGUACCGGACCACCCAAGAUAUAUAAAUGCCCCUACCCUGGGUGCACGAGCCAGUAUAAGCGCCGGCCGGACAACCUGAGGCAGCAUCAGUUGGACAAGGGACAUUUUGUGGACAACGAUGAUGACUCAAGCCGACGGCCCAGCAAGAAGAGGAAGCAUAUGGACCGGUGAUGACUUUAUAUGUGAUUCUGCCUUUUUUCCCUUUGGUUUCGGGCGAGGCGGAGUUUGGAGUCUGCGACUGGGGCUAUUGGCCUGGGACGAUACCAUACGUGCGGGUAGGGGCGCCGGCUUUCUGCAGCCCCCGGAUUAAUGGAAGACCAGGCUUGAGGGUCGGGGUUGCCUGUGGAGGGGCGGCGUCGGAUACACACAGGCAGGAACUGCGGAGUAUAGGGAGCACGAAGUCACAAGGAUGCGAAAGUCAUCAGCCAAAGAGCACCACGCUUUAGAGUUACACGGCAUAUCCAACACUUCUGCUAGAGCAGCGAGAUAUCUUUUGGAAGGAACACACAGAGGCCAGGUUUCAGGCAACACGGGUGGUUGGACAAGCCGCAUGUGGGGAAAUCGCGUCGUGACGCAUGUGCUCCAAUGCGGUGAUGGAAGAUGCCGGCGGAGGCGUGUGAUGCGGCGAGCGAAGUUGCUGUCCGACAGGAAGGUGAUCAAGUUAUUGACCAACUACUAACUACAACACAAUAAUAAUGAUAAUGAGCAGCUGUCACAUUGC